This is a messenger RNA of Manis javanica (Malayan pangolin), 12271 nucleotides long. The record is from RefSeq and is a predicted model, not a curated record. NCBI's taxonomy places the organism in Eukaryota, Metazoa, Chordata, Mammalia, Pholidota, Manidae.
AGCGAGUGUUUGGGACGCAGAGCGUGGGCCUUUUGGCGCGCAUGGGCAGACUGUUCCCGGCUGCCGGGGGAGAAUUCCUUCCUUCCGAGGGGGACGCUUUGCGGUCACGCCAGGUUUGAACCGGAAGCGGGAACUGAGCACGCACACUCUGCUGGAGCCGCUGUCCUCUCGCCACCUGCAGCUGUGAUCGCCGGGGAGACAGCGGUGUGUUUUCUGAAAUUCUGAACCAUGAGUCUAGUACUUAAUGAUCUGCUUAUUUGCUGCCGUCAUCUAGAACACGAUAGAGCUACAGAACGAAGGAAAGAAGUGGAGAAAUUUAAGCGCUUGAUUCGUGAUCCUGAAACUGUUCAACAUUUAGAUCGACAUUCAGAUUCCAAACAAGGAAAAUACUUGAAUUGGGAUGCUGUUUUUAGAUUUUUACAGAAAUAUAUUCAGAAGGAAACAGAAUGUUUGAAAACAGCAAAACCAAGUGUAUCAGCCUCAACACAGGCCAUUAGGCAGAAAAAGAUGCAAGAAAUCAAUAGCUUGGUCAAAUAUUUCAUCAAAUGUGCAAACAAAAGAGCACCCAGGCUAAAAUGUCAAGACCUCUUGAAUUAUAUCAUGGAUAUAAUGAAAGAUUCCUGGAGUGGUAUCAUUUAUGGAGCAGACUGUAGCAACAUACUGUUGAAGGACAUUCUUUCAGUGAGAAAAUACUGGUGUGAAAUAUCUCAGCAACAGUGGCUAGAAUUGUUCUCUGUGUACUUCAGGCUGUAUCUUAAACCUUCACAAGACAUUAAUAGAGUUUUAGUUGCUAGAAUAAUUGAAGCUGUGACCAAAGGAAGCUGUUCACAAACUGAUGGAUUAAAUUGCAGAUUUUUGGAGUAUUUUUCCAAGGCUAUUCAGCAUGCAAGACAAGAAAAGAGCUCUCCAGGUCUAAAUCAUAUCUUAGCAGCACUUAUUAUCUUCCUCAAGACUUUGGCUGUUAACUUUCGAAUUCAAGUAUGUGAAUUAGGAGAUGAAAUUCUUCCUACCUUGCUUUAUAUUUGGACUCAACACAGACUUAAUGAUUCCUUAAAGGAAGUAAUUAUUGAAUUAUUUCAACUGCAAAUUUAUAUCCAUCAUCCAAAAGGAGCCAAAACCCAAGGAAAAGGUUCUUAUGAAUCAAGAAAAUGGAAAAAUAUCUUAUACAACUUAUAUGAUAUGCUGGUUAAUGAAAUAAGUCAUAUAGUAAGCAGAGGGAAAUACUCUUCAGGGUCUCGUAAUAUUGCUGUCAAAGAAAACUUAAUUGAAUUGAUGGCAGAUGUUUGUCACCAGGUUUUUAAUGAAGAUUCCAGAGCUUUGGAGAUUUCUCUGUCUUAUACUACCACACAGAGAGAAUUUAGUGAUUACAGUGCACCUUGCAAAAAGAAGAAAAUAGAAUUAGGCUGGGAAGUAAUAAAAGACCACCUUCAGAAGUCACAGAAUGAUUUUGAUCUUGUGCCUUGGUUACAGAUUGCAACCCAAUUAAUAUCAAAAUAUCCUGCAAGUUUACCUAGCUAUGAACUGUCACCAGUACUGAUGAUACUCUACCAGCUUCUACCUCAGCAGCGACAUGGUGAACGCACACCAUAUGUGUUACGAUGCCUCACAGAAGUUGCAUUGUGUCAAGGCAAGAAAUCAAACUUAGAAAGCUUACAAAAGUCAGAUUUAUUGAAACUCUGGAUUAAAAUUUGGUCUAUUACAUUUCGUGGUAUAACUUCUGAACGGAUACAAGCUGAAAACUUUGGCUUACUUGGAGCCAUAAUUCAAGGCAGUUUAAUUGAGGUUGAUAAAGAAUUCUGGAAGUUAUUUACUGGGUCAACCUGCAGACCUUCAUGUCCUGCAGUAUGCUGUUUGACUGUGGCACUGACCAUCUUUGUGGUUCCAGAAACAGUAAACACAGGAAUGGACCAAAAUAUAUGUGAAGUAAAUAGAAGUUUUUCUUUAAAGGAAUUGAUAAUGAAAUGGCUCUUAUUCUGUCAGUUAGAGGAUGACUUUGAAGAAAGUACAGAGCUUCCUCCAAUUCUUCACAGUAAUUUUCCUCAUCUUGCACUGGAGAAAAUUCUCGUGAGUCUCACUAUGAAAAACUGUAAAGCUGCAAUGAUUUUUUUCCAGAGUAUGCCAGAAUGUGAACAACACCAAAAAGAUGAAGAAGAGCCUUCAUUCACAGAAGUUGAAGAACUAUUUCUGCAGACAACUUUAGACAAUAUGGAUUUUUUAACAACUGUGGAAGAAUGUGCUAUAGAAAAGCACCAGUCCAGUCCUGGCUUUUCUGUCCACCAAAAUCUCAAGGUAUCUCUGGAUCACUAUCUUCUGGGACUAGCAGAACAGCUUCUAAAUAACUACUCACCUGAGACUACAAAUUCAGAAACACUUGUCCGGUGUUCAAGUCUUUUGGUGGGAGUUCUCAGCUGCUAUUGUUAUGUGGGUAUAAUAGCUGAAGAAGAAGCAUAUGAAUCAGAAUUAUUUCAGAAAGCCAAGUCUCUAAUGCAGUGUGCAGGAGAAAUUAUCACUCUGUUUAAAAAUAAGACAAAUGAGGAAUCUAGAAUUGUUUCAGUGAGAAAUAUGAUGAACCUUUGUACAAGCUGCUUGUGUCACUGUACCCAGCACAGUCCAAAUAAGAUUGCAUCUGGCUUUUUCCUACGAUUAUUAACAUCAAAGCUAAUGAAUGAUAUUGCAGAUAUUUGUAGAAGUUUAGCAUCCUUUAUCAAAAAGCCAUUUGAGUAUGGAGAAAUAGAGUCAGUGGAAGAAGAUACAGAUGAAAAUCGGAUGGACAUAGAGGAUCAGUCAUCCAUGAAUCUGUUUAAUGAUUACCCUGUUGAUAGUGUUAGUGAUGCAAAUGAAUCUGGAGAAAGUCAAGGUAUUAUUGGUGCCAUGAAUCCUUUAGCUGAAGAACAUCUGUCAAAGCAAGAUCUACUUUUGUUAGAUAUGCUCAAGUUCUUGUGUAUAUGUGUAACUACUGCUCAGGCCAAUACUGUGUCAUUCAGAGCAGCUGAUAUUCGGAGGAAAUUAUUAAUGUUAAUUGAUUCUAGUAUGCUAGACCCUACUAAAUCUCUCCACUUACACAUGUAUCUAGUGCUCUUAAAAGAGCUUCCUGGAGAAGAAUAUCCUUUGCCAAUGGAAGAUGUUGUUGAACUUCUAAAACCGCUAUCCAGUGUGUGUUCUUUGUAUCGCCGUGACCAGGAUGUCUGUAAAACAAUUUUAAACCAUGUUGUUCAUGUAGUGAUGAACUUAUGUCCAGGCAGUAUGGACCCUGAGAACACAAGCGAUGCUCAAGGACAGUUUCUAACAGUAAUUGGAGCAUUUUGGCACUUAACAAACGAGGGAAAAUGCAUAUUCUCUGUAAGAAUGGCUCUAGUAAAAUGUCUUAAAACUUUGCUUGAGGCAGAUCCUUAUUCAAAAUGGGCUAUUCUUAAUGUAAUGGGGAAAGACUUUCCUGUAAAUGAAGUAUUUCCACAGUUUCUUGCUGAUAAUCAUCACCAAGUUCGUAUGUUGGCUGCAGUGUCAAUCAAUAGGUUAUUCCAGGAUGUGAAACAAAGAGGUUCUUCCACACUAUUGAAAGCACUUCCUUUGAAGCUUCAGCAAACGGCUUUUGAAAAUGCAUACUCAAAAGCUCAGGAGGGAAUGAAAGAAGUGUCCCACAGAGCUGCAAACCCUGAACUUUUGGAUGAGAUUUAUAAUAGAAAGUCUGUUUUACUGAUGAUGAUAGCUGUGGUUUUAUACUGUAGCCCUAUCUGUGAAAAACAGGCUUUGUUUGCCCUAUGCAAGUCUGUGAAAGAGAAUGGAUUAGAACCCUACCUCAUUAAAAAGGUUUUAGAAAAAGUUUCUGAAACCUUUGGAUAUAGGCGUUUAGAAGACUUCAUGGCUUCUCAUUUGGAUUAUCUGGUUUUGGAGUGGCUAAAUCUUCAAGAUAGUGAAUAUAACUUAUCUUCUUUUCCUUUUAUUUUACUGAACUACACAAAUGUUGAGGAUUUCUAUAGAUCUUGUUAUAAGGUUUUAAUUCCACAUCUGGUGAUUAGAAGUCAUUUUGAUGAAGUGAAGUCCAUUGCUGAUCAGAUACAAGAGGAUUGGAAAAGUCUCCUAACAGACUGCUUUCCAAAGAUUCUCGUGAAUAUCCUCCCUUACUUUGCCUAUGAAGGUACAGGAGACAGUGGCAUGGCACAGCAAAGAGAGACUGCUACCAAAGUCUAUGAUAUGCUUAAAGAUGAAAACAUAUUAGGAAAACAGAUUGAUCAUUUAUUCAUUAGCAAUUUACCAGAGAUCGUGGUGGAGUUACUGAUGACAUUCCAUGAACCAGGAACUUCUGGUACCAGCCAAGGCACUUCAGGGGAUUUGGAUCCUGCUCCUAAUCCACCUCAUUUUCCGUCACAUGUAAUUAAAGCAACAUUUGCCUACAUCAGCAAUUGCCAUAAAACCAAACUUAAAAGCAUUUUAGAAAUUCUUUCCAAAAGCCCUGAUUCCUAUCAGAAAAUUCUUCUUGCCAUAUGUCAGCAAGCAGCUGAGACAAACAAUAUUUAUAAAAAGCAUAGAAUUUUAAAAAUAUAUCACCUGUUUGUUAGUUUAUUACUGAAAGAUAUAAAAAGUGGCUUAGGGGGAGCUUGGGCCUUUGUUCUUCGAGAUGUGAUUUAUACUUUGAUUCACACUAUCAACAAAAGGCCUUCCCGUUUCAUGGAUGUGUCAUUACGUAGCUUCUCCCUUUGUUGUGACCUGCUAAGCCGGGUUUGUCACACAGCAGUAACUUACUGUAAGGAUGCUUUAGAAAAUCAUCUUCAUGUUAUUGUUGGCACACUCAUACCUCUGGUGGAUGAUCAGAUGGAGGUUCAGGAACAGGUAUUGGACUUGUUGAAAUACUUGGUGAUAGAUAACAAGGAUAAUGAAAACCUCUAUAUGACGAUUAAACUUUUAGAUCCUUUUCCUGACCAUGUUGUCUUUAAGGAUUUGCAUAUUACUCAGCAGAAAAUCAAAUAUAGUAGAGGACCCUUUUCACUUUUGGAGGAAAUUAACCACUUUCUCUCAGUAAGUGUUUAUGGUGCACUUCCUUUGACAAGGCUUGAAGGACUGAAGGAUCUUCGAAGACAACUAGAACAACAUAAAGAUCAGAUGAUGGAUCUUAUGAGAGCAUCUCAGGAUAACCCACAAGAUGGCAUAAUGGUGAAGCUAGUUGUCAGCUUGUUGCAGUUAUCCAAGAUGGCAAUAAACCACACUGGUGAAAGAGAAGUUUUAGAGGCUGUUGGAAGCUGCUUGGGAGAAGUGGGCCCUAUAGAUUUCUCUACCAUAGCUAUACAACAUAAUAGAGAUAAAUCUUAUAUUAAGGCCCUUGAGUUAUUUGAAGAUAAAGAACUUCAGUGGACCUUCAUAAUGCUGAACUACCUAAAUAAUACACUAGUAGAAGAUUGCGUAAAUGUGCGAUCAGCUGCUGUUAUCUGUUUGAAAAGUAUUUUAGCUACAAAGACUGGACAUCAUUUCUGGGAGAUUUAUAAGACAACAACGGAUCCCAUGCUCAUCUAUCUACAACCUUUUAGAACAUCGAGAAAAAAGUUUUUAGAAGUACCCAGACUUGACAGAGAAAACCCUUUAGAAGGUUUGGAUGAUACAAGCCUGUGGAUUCCUCAAAGUGAAAAUCAUGAUGUUUGGAUAAAGACACUGACUUGUGCUGUUUUGGAUAGUGGAGGCAUACAAAGUGAAAUUCUUCAAUUAUUAAAGCCACUGUGUGAAGUGAAAAGUGACUUUUGUCAGACUGUGCUUCCAUACUUGAUUCAUGAUAUUUUACUCCAAGAUACAAAUGACUCAUGGAGAAAGCUACUUUCUACACAUAUUCAGGGAUUUUUCACUAACUGUUUCAGACACAUCUCACAAACGAGCCAAUCCACGAUCCCUGCAAAUUUGGAUUCAGAGUCUGAGCCCUUCUUUCGAUGCUGGAAAAAAUCACAAAGAACAAUGCUUGCUGUUGUGGACUACAUGAGGAGACAAAAGAGACCUUCUUUAGGAACAGUUUAUGAUGAUGCUUUCUGGCUGGAGUUGAAUUACCUAGAAGUUGCCAAGGUAGCUCAGUCUUGUGCAGCUCACUUUACAGCAUUGCUCUAUGCAGAAAUCUAUGCAGAUAAGAAAAGCAUGGAUGAUCAAGAGAAAAGAAAUCUUGCAUUUGAAGAAGGAAGCGAAAGUCCAACUAUUUCUACUUUGAGUGAAAAAAGCAAAGAAGAAACUGGAAUAAGUUUACAGGAUCUACUCUUAGAAAUCUACAGAAGUAUAGGAGAGCCAGAUAGUCUUUAUGGCUGUGGUGGAGGGAAAAUGCUACAACCUCUUACUAGACUACAAACAUAUGAACAUGAAGCAAUGUGGGGGAAAGCCCUAGUAACGUAUGACCUUGAGACAACAAUCGCCUCCUCAACACGCCACGCAGGAAUAAUUCAGGCCUUGCAGAAUCUGGGACUCUGCCAUAUUCUUUCUAUGUACUUAAAAGGAUUAGAUCAUAAAAAUAAAGAGUGGUCUGCUGAACUACAGGAACUUCAUUACCAAGCAGCCUGGAGGAAUAUGCAGUGGGACCACUGCAUUUCUGUCAACAAAGGAAUAGAAGGAACCAGUUACCACGAAUCAUUGUAUAAUGCUCUGCAGUCUCUAAGAGAUAGAGAAUUCUCUACAUUUUAUGAGAGUCUCAAGUAUGCCAGAGUAAAGGAAGUGGAAGAGUUGUGUAAGGACAGCCUCGAGUCUGUGUAUUCUCUCUACCCCACACUUAGCAGAUUGCAGGCCAUUGGAGAGCUUGAAAACAUUGGGGAGCUUUUCUCAAGAUCAGUCACAGAUAGACAACCCUCAGAAAUAUACAUGAAGUGGCAAAAACACUCCCAGCUUCUCAAAGACAGUGAUUUCAGUUUUCAGGAGCCUAUCAUGACUCUGCGCACAGUCAUUCUGGAGAUCCUGAUGGAAAAGGAAAUGGAGAGCUCUCAACGAGAGUGUUUCGAGGACAUUCUUACCAAACACCUCGUAGAACUCUCCACACUAGCCCGAACUUUCAAAAACACUCAGCUCCCUGAAAGAGCAAUAUUUCACAUUAAACAGUGUAAGUCAGCUAGUUGUGGAGUCUCUCAGUGGCAGCUGGAGGAAGCGCAAGUAUUUUGGGCAAAAAAGGAGCAGAGUCUUGCCCUGAGUAUUCUCAAGCAAAUGAUCAAGAAGUUGGAUGCCAGUUGUACCAAGAAUGAUCCCAAUCUAAAACUUAUGCACACAGAAUGUCUGAGGAUUUGUGGCACCUGGUUAGCAGAGACUUGCUUGGAAAAUCCUGCGGCCAUCAUGGAGACUUACCUAGAAAAGGCAGUGGAAGUUGCUGGAAAUUAUGAAGGAGAAAGCAAUGAUGAGCUCAGAAAUGGAAAAAUGAAGGCAUUUCUCUCAUUAGCGCGGUUCUCGGAUACUCAGUACCAGAGAAUUGAAAACUACAUGAAAUCAUCAGAAUUUGAAAAUAAGCAAGCUCUCCUGGAAAGGGCCAAAGAGGAAGUGGGCCUUCUUAGGGAACAUAAAAUUGAGACCAACAGAUACACGGUGAAGGUUCAGCGAGAGCUGGAGCUGGAUGAACGUGCGCUUCGUGCACUUAAAGAGGAUCGCAAACGUUUCUUAUGUAAAGCAGUUGAAAAUUACAUCAAUUGUUUAUUAAGUGGAGAAGGACAUGAUCUGUGGAUAUUCCGUCUUUGUUCUCUCUGGCUUGAAAAUUCUGGAGUUUCUGAAGUCAGUGGUAUGAUGAAGAGAGAUGGAAUGAAGAUUCCAUCAUAUAAAUAUUUGCCUCUUAUGUAUCAAUUGGCUGCUAGAAUGGGAACCAAAAUGAUGGGAGGCCUAGGAUUUCAUGAAGUUCUUAAUAAUCUAAUCUCUAGAAUUUCUAUGGAUCACCCUUAUCAUACUUUGUUUAUUAUACUGGCCUUGGCAAAUGCAAACAAAGAUGAAUUUUUGACCAAACCAGAGGCAGCAAAAAGGAGUAGAAUCACCAAAAAUGCACCUAAACAAAGCUCUCAGCUUGAUGAGGAUCGAAUGGAGGCUGCACAUAGAAUAAUACGUACUAUCAGAAGUAGGAGACCUCAGAUGGUCAGAAGUGUUGAGGCACUUUGUGAUGCUUAUAUAAUGCUAGCAAACUUAGAUGCCACUCAUUGGAAGACUCAGAGAAAAGGCAUAAAUAUUCCAGCAGACCAGCCAAUUACUAAACUGAAGAAUUUAGAAGAUGUUGUUAUACCUACUAUGGAAAUUAAGGUGGACCCCACAGGAGAAUAUGGAAAUCUGGUGACUAUACAAUCAUUUAAAACAGAAUUUCGUUUAGCAGGAGGUUUAAAUUUACCAAAAAUAAUAGAUUGUUUGGGGUCUGAUGGUAAGGAAAGGAGACAGCUUGUCAAGGGCCGUGAUGACCUGCGACAAGAUGCUGUCAUGCAGCAGGUUUUCCAGCUGUGCAAUACACUGCUGCAGAGAAACACCGAGACCAGAAAGAGGGAACUGACCAUCUGCACGUAUAAGGUGGUUCCCCUUUCUCAGCGAAGUGGUGUUCUUGAAUGGUGCACAGGAACUGUCCCUAUUGGGGAAUUUCUUGUUAACAAUGAGAAUGGUGCUCAUAAAAGAUACAGACCAAAGGACUUCAGUGCCUUUCAAUGCCAAAAGAAAAUGAUGGAUGUGCGAGAGAAGUCUUUUAAAGAGAAACAUGAAACUUUCAUGAAUGUUUGCGAAAAUUUUCAACCAGUUUUCCGUUACUUCUGCAUGGAAAAAUUCUUGGACCCAGCCAUUUGGUUUGAGAAACGAUUGGCUUAUACACGCAGUGUGGCUACUUCUUCUAUUGUUGGUUACAUACUUGGACUUGGUGAUAGACAUGUGCAGAAUAUCUUGAUAAAUGAGCAGUCUGCAGAACUUGUGCAUAUAGAUUUAGGAGUCGCUUUUGAACAGGGUAAAAUCCUUCCUACUCCUGAAACAGUUCCUUUUAGGCUCACCAGAGAUAUCGUGGAUGGGAUGGGCAUUACUGGUGUUGAAGGUGUCUUCAGAAGGUGCUGUGAGAAAACUAUGGAGGUCAUGAGAAGCUCUCAGGAAACCCUGUUAACCAUUGUGGAGGUCCUUCUGUAUGAUCCUCUCUUUGACUGGACCAUGAAUCCUUUGAAAGCUUUGUAUUUACAGCAGAGGUCAGAAGAUGAAACUGAGCUCCAAUCCACUCUGAAUGCAAAUGACCAAGAAUGCAAACGAAAUCUCAGUGAUACUGACCAGAGUUUUAACAAGGUAGCUGAGCGUGUCCUGAUGAGACUGCAAGAGAAACUGAAAGGUGUAGAGGAAGGAACUGUGCUCAGUGUGGGUGGACAGGUGAAUUUGCUCAUACAACAGGCCAUGGACCCCAAAAAUCUCAGCCGACUUUUCCCAGGAUGGAAAGCUUGGGUGUGAUAUUCAGCAUAUGAAUUACCCUUGAAUUCAACCUCUAGAGAUUACAUUUUGGCCUUCCUUUUUAACCCACUGGCAUACUCUGAAUAGGUAUUAAUUAAUAUUUAACUAAGUGAACUACUAUGUCUUUUUACAAAAAUGUUUCAUACUUUCCUCUGUCCCCUAAAGAUACUUUGAUAGUCUCAAGGAACAUCUCUUUUCUCAUACUUCAGAAAUAACUGUCAUUCAUGCUCUACUUCUAGGCUGAGGUUUUUCUUGUAUUGUUUUCAGUAGAAUCACUGACAUGUUUUAGCUGAAAAUGGUGGCAGCAGAGGUGCAGGAACAUCACUGACGGGAUUACCUUUGGUAUUGAUUAGAACAAACAAAUACCUGCUAGUUUUGAUGUGGCUUUUAAUUAAAGUGCAUCAUAUGAAUGAUGAAUUAUUUGAUAUUAAUUUAUAAAAGGAAUAAAAAACUUUAAAAUUAUAACCAUCUAUGUAUAUAUAUAUAUAAGGUACAUUAAAAAUAAGAAAAAAUGUUGAAAACAAUUAGUACUUAAGAAAUAAAUAUGUUUGGCUGUUCCAUAUUUUCCAUGGGUUUGUAUUUUUUAAAUAACUAUAGAGUAGUGUUGAAUUUUUUUCAUAUGCACUUCCUGCAUCUAUUUUGAUAAAUAUGUAUAUUCUUUCCAAAUUAGUAAAAUUGAGCUAUUGAACUGUCCUUGCAUUUUUGAAAUAAUUAAUCUUGAUCAUAUUUUAAGUUUUUCUUAUAAAAUCACUUUUAUUUUUAAAAAAUGUAUGUUGGAUUUUCAGUACCAAGAGCACCCACUGUUACUGAAUAAUUAACUUGUGUAUUAUGUUCACUUGUAUAUUAGGGAACAUAAUUUCUCCUCCAUCUUUAGGAAAAUGUUCAUCCCAGCAGCAAAGUAAGAAAUGGGUGGUUGAACUUUGCUCUCAUUUGAAAAGAGUACAAAUUUCAAAUAUACAGCAUAGUUACUGUUUUUUUUUUUAGUAUAUUGUACCUUCCCAUUCUAUCCUAUCUUUUAAGCUCUCCUAUGUUUUCCAUUACUUUAUCUUUCUGUGAUGCCUUCAUAUCUGUCUUCUAGUUCAUGAAUUCUCUUGUUAGCUGUACAUUAUCUCUUUUUUAAACUAUUCACUUAGUUUCUAAUUUUAAAAAUUAUUUUUCAUUUCUAGCUAUCUAUCAUUUUUCAGAUCUGCCUAUUUGAUCCAUGAUGUCUAGUUUUUUUUAACUUUUCAAUUCCUUUUUAUAUCACUAAUGAUUUUAAAUAUCCUUAUUUCAUAGUUUGCCCAAAUCAAAUCCUGUUGCUUGUUGAUUCUUAUAUUUGGUGGACUGUUUAUCCAUGUGUUUUGUAAUUUUAAAAGGUGAGCUUAUUUUCAAUGUGGCUUUCUCUUUGGGAAUCUUGAGUGACCUGGUUUAAGAAUUAUUCCAUCCAAAUGAAUUCUGUGUCUGCUUAUGUCAUAUUCACAGGGCUUUCACUGACAGAGGGCCACUCUUUAAUUUCUUGGCUUCAGAGUUUACAGACAUCAAGAGAAUUAUAAAUUACCAAGAGAAAAUUCCAGGCCAAGACAGACCCUCUUGGCCAUCACCUCCCUGAACUGGCAGACAGAAUAUUGUAUGGGCUCCCUUUUCACCAAGGGUGUGAGCCUCCGUAUGUCCCACCUUUAUGGUGGGCAGAGGGGAAAGUGCAUUUAAUGCAUGCCUGCUGCUUUUUGCAUGUCCAUCUUCAGUCCCUUCACAGAUGUUAAAAGCUGAAAUUUACAAGUUAAUGCGUUUGGCAAAUUAUGCCAGGAAAGCUAGAAUGUCAGCUCACACAUUUACUUCUCUGAUUUUCAGUUCCCUUCAUAUUUGGUCCUUAGGAUUUUCCCUUACUUCCUUGUAAGUUCUGCUGUGCAUUUAAAGGAAUAUUUCUUAUUCAGCAUAUCUGUAUGUUUGUUGUAGGAGGAAGGGUUUAGGUAUUGAUGUAUCUAAAGAGCUUUGCAUAUUAUUAAUCCACUAUUCAACUUGAAUGGUAUGCUAUAAAGCUCCUGUCAUAUGCAAGCAGUCUCAUUAAUGGCUUUAAAAAGAUUACCAAAUUUGUGGAUAAUAAACCUAUGAGAAAUUCACAGGUGAUAGAAUUAAGAUUCUAGAAGUCUUUGACAAGUUAGAACACUGUCUGGAAAUGACUAGGGUAAAAAUUUACCAGGAACAAACAGUUUGCUUUAGAAUAUUAUUCAUAUAAUAUUUAUUGUAUGUUGAGUAUGUUACAUUCAUUAUAAACAUCUCUUGCAAGAUGAGGAUGUUAUCCCAGUUUACAGCUGCAGAUGGUGAAGUUUGGAGAAAUAAGAUAAAUGGGCAAUUCCAGAAUAUAGUAAAUUGAAGGUACCAGUUUCAUAUGGACAGUCUCUAACUCGAAAAGCUUCCAAGUGAAAAGAAUCUAGGCUUCACUAGUCAGUUGCUCACAAGAUCAGUGGAAACCAAGUAGAAAAGCCUACUAGAGAAGCUAAUAAAUUAUAGACUAGUUGAACAGUUAUGUGAAGAGUAAGGAACAUAAUAAUCCUCCCACCAUUCUCUGUGCUGGUCAUACCACCCCAGAGUAUCUUCCUAAAAGGAGAUACAUAAAUCCAUGGUCAUUAUACAAUACACUUAAAAUACAUGCACUUAGAAAGGCUAAAAAAAUAAGGAGAAAAUACUUUGGGUUUCUUAAAGAUUAAAGUAGGCUAGUCUUUAAAAAAGUAGAAAGCUAGUAUACUGAAUUGAAAUACACAGAUGUGUGCCAUUUCAAGUAUUUUAAUUGCACCUUAGUGAAAUUAUGUAUUUUAUAUCAUUUUAGUACUGUUGAAUGUAUUUCUUGACUACAGUGUUACUAGAAUCCUGUUACAUUGUUACCUGUCUUUGAAUAAAUAACUCUAAAAGAAAA